This is a messenger RNA of Danio aesculapii, 3855 nucleotides long. RefSeq names its product prominin 1 b (gene prom1b). Bases 223 to 2775 code for a protein of 850 amino acids. Lineage: Eukaryota; Metazoa; Chordata; Actinopteri; Cypriniformes; Danionidae. Gene Ontology annotation, cellular component: cilium; microvillus; cell surface. Gene Ontology annotation, molecular function: cholesterol binding. The record is from RefSeq and is a predicted model, not a curated record. The transcript is spliced from 25 exons.
CAUGAUGCCGACAGAAGGAUACAGGGAAUAAACGAAUGACUUGGAAUACUUUUUUCUUUUGUUUGUUUUCUAUCUUUUAUUAUUAUGUGUCCCGGGUUAAUUUUGUGCCAUUUUUAAUUUUUAAUGUCGAGGACUAGAGAGCGACCCAAACAAAUAUACUUUUCUUACACCUAAUCCGUCCUCCUCUUUUCUUUCUUAAUCAAAAUCCCCCGGCAGAGACUGAUGGACAUGUGGUGGAAAGUGGGGCUCGUGCUGGUGAUGUGUUGGGGUCUCACGAGCAGCGAAGCCCGCGAGGAGCACCGGGAGUCCCCGCCGCGCACCGCGAUGCUCCGAGCGCCCGUGGAAACGCUGGACUUUGGCUUCGUGCCGUCGGUGGUGUACGAGACACACGCGUAUUAUGAACCGGGUCCCAUGGGGAUUCUUUUCCACAUGGUCCACGCGUUUCUGUACGUGGUUCAGCCAAACCCCUUCCCCAAAGAUCUCAUUGUUAAAGUGAUGCAGCAGAACAUGGGAGGAAUUAAAGGAGAUGACUAUAAGAAGCCAGAGAAUGUUGUACUAUUACUUCAGACUAUAUACUAUGAGCUGGGCUUCAUAGUGCUGUCAGUGCUGGGGGUGUUUUUUGUGCUCCUCAUGCCUAUAGUGGGUCUGUGUUUCUGCGUGUGCCGCUGUUGUGAGAACUGUGGUGGUGAGAUGCAUCAGAGACAGAAGAAGAAUGGAGACUGCCUGCGUGGAUUUUACAUGGCCACACUCAUCGCCACCUCUGUCUUCCUCGCAGUGGGAGUGACAGUCGCCUAUGUAGCAAACCAGAACAUCACAUCUCAGAUCAAAAGCACCAGACGACUUGUCAGCACUAACAUAAGAGACCUGAAAGCUUUUGCCAACUACACACCUGCGCAAAUAGACUACCUCACUGCACAGUACACAACAGCCAAGAAUAAAGUAUUAUCAGACUUAGACAAUAUUGGGAGUCUGUUGGGUGGACAGAUUCAUAAUAAGCUGGAGAGUGAAGUGGUGCCUGCAUUAGACCACGCUCUUCGCAUGACAGCAGCCAUGCGGGAGACCAAAGAGUCAUUAGAGAGUGUGAGCACAUCACUGGAGACCCUGCAGGAGGGAACAGGCAGACUCCAGGUCUCUCUUCAGUCUGAGCGAGUGUCUCUCUCAAACACACUCAAUGACUGGGCCUGCUCUAAUGAAGAUGUAACACUCACCUGCAACUCCAUCCGCGGGACCCUCAGCCAACUCGCUCUUAAUGCAAACUUCAAUGGGUUGCCCGAUGUUGAGGCACCUUUAGCCAAUCUGGACGCGGUGCUUAAAACAGACCUCAGUAAUAUUGUUCAGAAGGGCUACUCUUCUUUUAAUGACACACCACAGUUGGUCAGGGAACAAACUAAAGGGAUUGUGUCAGAAGUGAAAGGGCUGCUGGAUAAAUCAGGUGCAGAGAUUAUUGGUUUCACAAAGAUGUUCCCGGUUGAGCCAGCACUUCAAAACUUCUCAAAGUUCCUGACAGAAAGCCAGAAGAAUAUUGAAGCAUACUAUCCACAGAUCGACCAGCUGGACUUCUACAGAUGGAUUGGGUGUGUGUUGAUCUGCUGUUUGGUUGUGCUGGUUCUGGCUUUUAAUUUUUUGGGUCUGCUGUGUGGAUCAUGUGGCUAUGAUAAAAACUCCACACCAACCACACGAGGCUGUUUGUCCAACACCGGAGGAAACCUACUGAUGGCGUCUGUUGGCUUCAGCUUCAUCUUCUCCUGGGUGCUCAUGGGAAUUGUGGUCACAACAUUUAUUGUUGGUGGAAACAUAGAGAAGCUUGUGUGUGAACCACUGGCUAACAGACAGAUUUUUAAGAUUAUUGAUACACCAUACAUGGUCCAUCCGGCAAAAAAAAACUUCCUUCCUGGCAUGCUGUUUCAAGAUCCCAACAUCGAUCUGACUGUUGGCAGUAUGUACAGAGAUUGUUACGAGAAUAAUGGUUUAUAUUCAGCUCUACAACUGGAGACCAAAUUCAACUUCAACAAGUUCCUCAAUGCCACAGUGUUCAACCCUGAAAUUGGCAAUAUAUUUAAUAAUGUGAAUGUGGAUCUGCAAGGAAUGCUUCUUCUGGAACAGGAGGGUAAAGACAACCUCAUCGACUUUGCCAACACAGGCAUUGGAGACAUUGACUACCAGGCUUAUUUAACAGAGGUGAAUAAGGGAGUGACAGUUGUGGAUCUUUUGUCCUACGCAAACGAACUUGACGCUCAAGCAGAUAACCUGCCACGUGGGGCUCUUGAGAAUGCACUGAAAGGUCAUGCCAGCAGUAUCAGACAAAUCCACAAAGAUCAAGUGGUGCCAAUGGAACAGGCUAUGAGCAAUUUAAAUCAAAGCAUCAGGCAACUGGAGAAAACAUCCAGAGAGCUGCCUGUUAAAGUGACAAAUGUAUUGAAUGCCAUCGAGGCAGCAGAAUAUCUCAUCUCCAACAAUGCCUCACAUGUGGUCAAACAGGAGUCGGAUAAAUUCAUUAAGAAAAUUACUGGAUACUUUUCCCAAUAUACGGAAUGGGUCAAACACUCACUGGCAAUGGAGGUCGCCCAGUGCAAACCUAUCAGCAACAUUGUGGACUCAGUAGAGAUUGUAGCCUGCAGCUUCAUUGUUGAUUCAGUGAACACAUUCUGGUUUGGGCUGGGAGGAUGUUGUGUGCUCCUCAUUCCUAGCAUCAUCAUGUCAAUAAAACUCGCCAAAUUCUACCGCAGGAUGGACACUGAGGACGUCUUUGAUGAUGGUUCUGAGAACUGGAGCUAAAGACAAUGUAGCAUGUCAAGGGAUUGUCUUUGUUCAUUCAGAUUCCAAGGACGACAAACAAAGACAGGCAAAAAGGGAAUAUUAUCAGCGAAAUGACAUGAUCAAAUCUUUAUUUCAGUCUCAAACAAUAAAUCCUGCUCAGACCUUAACUAAAGAAUUUCCAGCAUAUUCACCACACAGUUCGUCAUACUUGACAAACAGCAGUCGAAUCUUUUUUUAACACUUUCAACAAGUUUAUGAAAGUUUUGUACGUAUUUUGUUAAUAUCGGUUUUAUAAAACAUGUGCUUUAGACAACUGUGGGUACAUCUAGAUUUUGUAUUGGUCUUUCUAAACAUUUUAAAGCAGGAGUGAGAAAGAUCUGUGGUGAUUCUGUCUUGUUGAUGAUGAAAUCUGAACCAAACAGCCCAAGAUUGGUUGAAGCAGCUGAAGUAUUUACCUAGAAAAGUACUUCAUUUAUCAAGUUCUUUUGUGAAAUGUUACCUUUUUCUACAUUUUAUUGUUCAACAAAUGAAGUAUUAGGUUCAGAAAUUAGUCAAAUAAAACAAUUUGCACUAGAAACGCACUAGACAAUGCUCAUGUAUUUACAGACAAAUGAUCUGAAGCCAACAUCCUAAAAGACUGAUCCUUUAUGUUGGAAAUGUCAGUACUUUUGAUACAAGAUAAUUAUGCUACUAAACACAAAUAACUAUUGUAGAGCAGUUGGACAAUUUUGUUUUUGUUGUAUUUGUUUUCAUAUUUUUGAGUGUCUUACUUUUUUGUGUCCACAUUAAAUUGAAAAUAGUUACAUACGUCCAUCGUGUAAUGUACUGUCAUUUCUUUAAACGCAUGUUUCAGUACAGCAUACAGGUGUCAUGGAAUUCCAAACCAAAGUUUUUUUUUUCUUUAUAUUCCAAAAUUGAAGGUUUGUGAAUGAAAGCUGCAAUCUUAUUGUCUCAUUGAUAUUCAUAAACAUCUCUGUCACUCUCGUGGGUUUUGCUGUACACACAUUUUUACACUCAUUAUACUGAGGGUUUGGGAUUUUGCAGUGUACAACAUGAGAAUGUAAUCCCACUGAUACAUGGAGGAUGAAUGAAAGUUAC